Molecule: messenger RNA, 676 nt
Organism: Tachysurus vachellii
Lineage: Eukaryota; Metazoa; Chordata; Actinopteri; Siluriformes; Bagridae
Product: sialoadhesin-like
Exons: 4
Coding region: 23-676 (217 amino acids)
Source: RefSeq, a predicted model, not a curated record
AAGAGCUCUUUUGAACAGAGCCAUGCUGAUUAGGAAAAGAACAUUUUCCGCAGCAGUAACAGGUCUCUUGUUGCUGCUGUCAGGAGUUCAGGCUCAGCACAGUGUAACUUUCUCCUCUCAGAGUCUCUGUUUUGUUACUGGAUCUACAGUAAAAAUCCCCUGUACAUUUACACCUUAUCACUCCAGAGUCACAGAGAGACAGUGGUAUCGAGUCCAGAGCUCUGAAGGAGAACCACAAGACCUGAAAAAAGUUCCAGAAUAUUCAGGACGUGUGUCUGUAAACACCGGGAGGUCUUACUGUAGUCUGACAGUGAAGAAUGUAAGAGUGAGUGACUCUGGAGUUUAUAACUUUAGAUUUAAAACAUGGAGCAGUGACUGGAUAUCAGCUUCAUCUGGAGUUCAACUGACUGUUACAGACUUGCAGGUGAAGGUGGAUCCUAACACUGUAGGACAGAGAGAAGUGAAAGUGACCUGUAGCUCCACCUGCAGACUCAACACACGCCGUUUCUACUGGUACAGGAAUGACCAGAAUAUCAAUUACACAGAUGACGCCUCCACUGUACUUUACUCCACCAGUCUAUAUUAUGAAGGCAGCUACUCCUGUAAGGUGUAUGAGAGUACACACCGCUCUCCUCCAGUGUGUAAGUGUCAGAGUAAAUCUCUGCUGACAGUUUAG